AUGGAAUCAAUGGACUUUGACUGGUUAAAUGACGAUAAUGAUAUUAUUGACUCUCUAGUUCGCAUUGCCUCUUUACCAGAACAAAACAAUCAACCCACUAUACCACCAAAUAACAGCAAUGUAGGUGUUGAUAUCCUUCAAUACCUCUUACAACAAGACAACACAAUGCAACACAGCACGUUUGACCCCACGAUGAAUAACGAACAGCUUUUUCAACAAAUACCACAGCAACAAGGACCGAAAAAAUUGAGUCCAGAACAAGUCAAUCAGGUGGCUGAAAAGCUCGGAAAAAUCGAUGCCAGUAAGACAAACGGGCCGAUUCCCAAACUUUCAGAAGAGGAAAUCAGCGCCGUUUUUCAGCAGCCAAUUUCGAUUGUACAAGGCAAAGAUAAUUUCGUGACUUUUACGCCUGCCUCAGAGAAAAACAAGGAUAGUAAAAAGAAAUUACCGUCUACUAAAAAAGUCAAGCACAGAGAACCUAUUUUUGUAACUGAGUCACCUCAAAGUUUCAACAAAAAAAUGAAAAAGACGCCUAAUACUACCAAUAAUGUACAACCUACAAGCAGCGCUGAAGAAGUGUCUGAUGAAGAACCUGACGAAGAACUCUUCCCUAACACAAGUUCCUCCUCUUCUUCUAAUCUAAAGCAAAUGACAUCAAAAGAACGAAGACAACUUCGAAACAAGAUUUCUGCUCGCAACUUUAGAGUGAGAAGAAAGGAAUACAUUACUCAACUAGAAGAAAAGGUUGAGCAACAAGAAAAGACAAUUCAAGCACUAAAAGAAGAAAACACAAAACUUCGUAAAGCCAAUGAAGAUAUCAUGAAGCAAGUCUUGAAUCAACCCAUCACGCCGCCCUCUUCUUCUGGUGAUGAAUCAAAUGCAUCUUCUUCUGGCUCAGAAGGUCAUCAUUCGCCUGACGCUGUUCCCUCCAUGUUCCAAUUCCAACUCAACGACUUUUACGAUGUUAGCUUGUUUGACCAAUCGCCUCCACAACCUCAACAGCCUAUGUCUGAUUCAAUGAAUGCUUUCUUCCUCAAUCAUGCUGUCAUGCCUGACUGGGAUAUUCACCAAGUUCUUGGUGAAAAGGGCCGUCCUACUACAACGGAAGAAUACCAAAGAGAACUAUCCAAAGAACUUUUCGCUAACUACCCUCUUUUGGCUCCUGCUCUUAUGUCCAUUGUGCUUCGUCAUACACUUUCUUUAGAAUAUGUCAAUUCGAUUGCGAAGGAAUUCACCGAAAAUAUGGAACUCAAGCGUCAAUUAACUCGCGCUGAAGACGAAGAAACACUUCGUGGUAAUGACGAUUUGGAUGACCUAAAAGCCGGCAUGCAAUCACUCCACAUUGAAGACAUCAAGGGCAAACAACCCGUCAAAGACGAAAAAGAAGAACAAAAUGAACAAGAACUGACAGACGAAACGCUAAUGAAACUUAUGCUUCAAGAAUGCUUUAGCAACUAUAUCUUCCAACGUGCUCGUGGUAUAUCACACAACGCUAUUUUUGAACGAUUCAAACAAUGUGUAAACGACAGAGAACACAAAUGCGGCCAUAAGCUAUUUGACAAAGGUUUGAAGUUACAACAAGAAAGCGCCCUCAACAAGAAGCAAUUAAGUGUCUCUAAGAAAUCCCGCAAUUCUUCUAGUCCUUCUAGUCUCCAAACUCUACAAACGUAUUGUCGCGUGGCUGGAUCACUCUUGAGACAACCUCAGCGUAUGACCCGUGUGGGUCAAGUCUUGAAAGAACAAAUAUCAUUCCAACAGAACAAACAUAUUUCGCAUAUUGAAAGAAAUUUCAAAAAAAUGGUUAAUCCACCACCCAAGAACUUACGCAUUGCCAACAUCUAA
Molecule: messenger RNA, 1842 nt
Organism: Gilbertella persicaria
Lineage: Eukaryota; Fungi; Mucoromycota; Mucoromycetes; Mucorales; Choanephoraceae
Exons: 3
Coding region: 1-1842 (613 amino acids)
Biological process (GO): regulation of transcription by RNA polymerase II
Molecular function (GO): DNA-binding transcription factor activity, RNA polymerase II-specific; RNA polymerase II cis-regulatory region sequence-specific DNA binding
Source: RefSeq, a predicted model, not a curated record